Messenger RNA from Clunio marinus, 5843 nucleotides. Lineage: Eukaryota; Metazoa; Arthropoda; Insecta; Diptera; Chironomidae. The record is from the annotation of a GenBank genome assembly.
CGGAAAUGAUGGAGUACAUCAUAAACGUGUAUGAAAACAUUUUCUUCAAAGAUGCCGUGAAUGUCAAUAAAUUUUGACAUCAAUAUUUGUUGAAGAAAAGAUAAGGACUGAAAAUAAAUGAGCUCAGUUAACGAAAUGUCUCAUCUUCCCGAUGAUAUUCGCGAAAAAUUAGCAGAACUUGAAUUGGAACUUUCUGAAGGUGAUAUCACUCAAAAAGGUUAUGAAAAGAAGAGACAAAGAUUGUUAGCUCCAUACGGGAGCGUCGAAAAUAAUAACGCAUCACAAUCAGUUGCAGCUAUUAUUCCAACCGAGAGUCAUAGUUAUGUAAACAGUAUGGCAAUUUUAUCAAAUGAUAACGACGGCAGGUCAAAUUUAUCAAAUAUUCCUACAUCAGCUGGGUCACGACGCGAUCAAAGUGAUUAUGUUAAUCAGCCUACAGGCAGUGGGCAUCAUCAUCAUCGCCAUCAUCAUCAUCAACCUGGAUACAGCAGGGAGGGUAGUAACCAUCAAAAGCACAGAAGAACUCAAAAACGCGUAACACAUAACGAAAAACGUUAUCAUUCAGCUGAACUUCAACAACAACAACAAAAUUUUGUCACCCAAAAAUUAAUAGCUUCACAAUGUCAUGUUGCUGUUACUCAGCAGCCGCAGCCUCAAAAAGCAAAAAUCGUUUAUCGAUCUCAUCAAGUAACUGACGAAGGAGAUUUGCAUGUCGAUGAGCGUAGAAAACUGCGAAGUAAAUCAGAUAGACAUCACGAAGGAAGAUACACCAGUGAAGUCCGUCAAGAGGCGGUACAGCAAGCUCUCGCUGCAUUUAAGAACCGCCCAAAACCAAGUCUACCGAUGCCAUCAAAACGCUCUUCGGUAUUUAACCGAAGCCCAGAGCGUAGAGAUGAUCACGACUCAGAUUCAACAUCAGAAGAAUCUAAUCCUGAGGAUAUACAAACACCUGAUCAAGAGAUCGGUUACAAUCUUCCUCGUGAUCAUAUUGCAACAAACCGUGAACAAAUGAAACUUCCAUCGUCUUCCCGAAAUGUUUUAGGAACAAAAAAUGAGUCUGAUCAGAGGAAACAUCAUCAAAAUAAAUCACAAGUCUCUGAUACUUCAAGUACAGGUUCUCCGACCGCUUCUGGAAGAAAACUUAUUCCUGUCGGUUAUGAUUACGCAACAGAAAUGAGCGAUUUGAGUUUAGCUAGCGCUGGUAGAAACCAGCCUGACCUCACUCAAUUUAGCGUUAACACGCGUCGUGGCGCUGAUCGAGUGACCAGAUAUGCAAACUUACAUCAGCAAGAACCCGGAGAUACAUCAACAGCUGGGCGUUGGAAAGUCUCUGCAAAGAUACAACAACUUUUGAAUACACUCAAAAGACCUAAACGAAGACCAUUACUCGAGUUUUAUGAAGACAAUGAUAUUGAACUUGAAUUAGCUGCCAAUCCAAAAGAUCCGAAUGCUCCACGCCCAGAAGGAGCCACAAUGACUCCCGUACAAGGUGAACAGUUGGUUAUAACGUCCGGACUUCCAAGAACUUUAGAAGCUGCCCUUCAACGUUAUGGAACAUCCAGCUUUAAAGCACCAAUGGCAACAGUUCUAGAUACAAAUGGAAAAAUGACUACAACACUUACGUAUGGAAAGCUUUUAUCAAGAGCUCAGAAAAUAGCACACGCCUUAACGACGAAAAUAUUUAGUAAAGGCCCAGAACAAAUACAACUUAAACCCGGAGACAGAGUAGCUUUAGUUUAUCCAAAUGCUGAUCCUUUGAAUUUUAUCACUGCUUGGUAUGGUUGUAUGUUCAGAGGCUUAGUACCCAUUCCGAUUGAACUUCCACUAAGCACAAGUGACACACCGCCACAACAAGUAGGAUUUCUUUUAUCCUCUUGUGGUGUUCAAGUAGCUUUGACCUCAGAAGCUUGUCUUAAAGGAUUGCCAAAGUCAACAACAGGUGACGUUGCUAAACUCAAAGGGUGGCCAAGACUUCAUUGGUUUAUAACUGAACAUUUAGCAAAAGUUCCAAAAGAUUAUAAUCCUCAAUCGUCACGAAUAACUGAGGAUGCCAUAGCAUACAUUGAAUACACAACAGACAAGGAAGGCUCGGUCAUGGGUGUAACUGUCACCAGGCAAUCUAUGAUUCAGCAUUGCAGAGCUCUUACUAUGGCUUGUCAUUAUACUGAAGGAGAGACGACUGUGUGCGUACUCGACUUUAAAAGAGAAGUGGGACUUUGGCAUGCUGUACUGACAAGUGUGCUCAAUGGAAUGCACGUAUUGUUUAUACCAUACGCAUUGAUGAAACUUCGUCCUUCGUCAUGGAUGCAGCUGAUAACAAAAUAUCGAACCUCAUGUUGUCUUGUUAAAUCGCGUGAUCUUCACUGGGGACUACUUGCCACAAAAGAUCACAAAGAUAUCAAUCUAUCAAGUCUACGAAUGCUUUUAGUAGCUGAUGGUGCGAAUCCUUGGAGCUUGUCGUCAUGUGAUCAAUUCUUGAGCGUAUUUUCUGCAAAAGGGUUGAGAUCAGAUGCAAUAUGUCCAUGUGCAAGUAGUUCAGAGAUAUUUACUGUUUCAUUACGACGUCCAGGACGAGCUAAUAUAUCGUACAGCACGCAAAAUACUGCAACGACUGGGAGAGGUGUUUUAUCAAUGGCUGCUUUAUCACACGGUGUUGUUAGAGUCGACUCUGAAGAUUCUUUAACUUCUCUAACAUUACAAGAUUGUGGACAAGUUAUGCCUGGGGCAACAACGAUGACUUCGCAAUCAUCAGGAAAAGAUAUCGAAUUAAAUUUGAAACCGAUCGGAGAUGAAGCGUAUGUUAGAAGUGGAUUGUUAGGAUUCUUAGGACCUGGUGGAUUAGUUUUCGUAUGCGGCUCGAGGGAUGGGUUAAUGACAGUCACAGGGCGAAAACAUAAUGCAGAUGACAUCAUUGCAACUGUUUUAGCUGUUGAACCUAUGAGAUUUAUAUAUCGAGGACGAAUUGCUGUAUUCUCUAUAAAAGUGCUGCGUGAUGAAAGAGUUUGUGUGAUAGCAGAACAAAGACCAGAUUGUAGCGAAGAAGAAUCUUUUCAAUGGAUGUCAAGAGUAUUGCAAGCUGUCGACUCUAUCCACCAAGUUGGGAUUUAUUGCCUGGCUUUAGUUCCCCCUAAUCAUUUGCCUAAGACUCCUUUAGGUGGGAUUCAUCUUUGCGAAGCUAGACGAAGAUUUCUAGAGGGUUCUUUACAUCCAGCAAAUGUUCUUAUGUGUCCUCAUACCUGUGUAACUAAUCUUCCGAAGCCAAGGGAUCUCCAUCAAGGCUCAUUGUUGCAAAUUUGUGGUACUUCAACAUCUGCCUCAUCAUCUGCAGACACUUCCGUUGGACCAGCGUCUGUGAUGGUGGGAAAUUUGGUGCAAGGAAAUCGGUUAGCCGCAGCACAAGGACGUGAUUUAGGAUUCACAGACGAUAAUAAACAUCAACUCAUCACAGGUGUUUUGAGAUGGCGAGCAAAUUCUUCUCCCGAUCACGUACUGUACACACUUCUUAAUUCAAAGGGUGCCAUUGCAAAGACUAUGACUUGUUCAGAACUUUACAAAAAAGCUGAAAAGAUUGCUGCACUUCUUCAAGAAAGAGGAAAACUAAAUCCAGGGGAUCAUGUUGCUCUGAUUUUUCCUCCAAGUCUCGAUCUUAUCGCAGCAUUUUACGGCUGUCUUUAUCUAGGAACAAUUCCAGUAAUUAUAAGACCGCCGCAUGCACAAAACUUAUUAACAACUCUUCCAACUGUACGCAUGAUCGUUGAUGUAUCCAAGUCACUUACGACAAUCCAAAAAAAAAAAUUAGCAGCAAUUGCAAACGCUACCCUCGAAUCAACAGCUUAUCUUGAUUUUUCUGUAUCAACGUGUGGAAGAUUGGCUGGAGUCAUAAUUACACACAAAUCACUGUCAUCACUAUGUGCAUCACUAAAAUUGGCUUGUGAACUUUAUCCAUCCAGACAUGUAGCUCUCUGUUUAGAUCCGUACUGUGGAUUAGGUUUCAGUAUGUGGACACUUAUAAGUGUCUAUAGUGGACACCAUUCCUUAUUGAUUGCUCCUUAUGAGGUUGAAGCAAAUCCCUCUUUAUGGCUUUCAACUUUAUCACAAUAUCGAGUGCGAGAUACGUUUUGUUCUUACGGAAUAAUUGAAUUGUGUACUAAAGCAUUAAGUAAUUCCAUUCAAACAUUGAAGCAAAGGAAUAUAAAUUUAGCGUGUGUUAGGACAUGUGUUGUUGUGGCAGAAGAAAGACCAAGAGUUCAACUGACUCAACAGUUUUGCAAACUCUUUCAAGCUCUAGGAUUGAACAUGAGAUGCGUUUCAACAAGUUUUGGCUGUAGAGUCAACCCCGCUAUAUGCGUACAAGGUGCGAGCUCAGCAGAAAGUACAAAUGUUUAUGUUGAUCUUCGGGCGUUACGCAAUAACCGUGUUGCCCUUGUUGAAAGAGGAGCGCCAAAUUCUUUAUGCUUAGUUGAAUCUGGCAAGCUUUUACCUGGUGUCAAAGUCAUAAUUGCAAAUCCAGACACAAAGGGUCAAUGCGGUGAAUCUCAUCUUGGUGAAAUUUGGGUACAAUCUUCUCAUAAUUCUGGAGGAUAUUUUACAAUCUACGGUGAUGAGACCGAUUACAAUGAUCACUUCAGCGCCAAAUUAGUUACUGGAUCAUCAACAACUGAAACCUGGGCAAGAACCGGUUAUUUGGGUUUCGUUCGUCGAACUGAAUGCUCUCAAGCUUUUUCCGCUCUUGAUGAAACACUUCCGACAGUUGCAAGUAGAGUUGAAGAACAUGAUUACGAUCAAAUGUACACCCAAACUGGUGGAGCAAUUCAAACAACACCAGCAUCUUUGAGUACUGGAAGUGGUAUAAAUCAAAUAGGAAGCAUAACAUCUUCAUCAUCUCUUAACAAUUGUAACACUGUAAACACACCACAAGAGAUAGAACAACAUGUGGCUGUUUAUGUGGUCGGUGCACUCGACGAAGUUAUAACUCUUAGAGGAAUGAAUUAUCAUCCAAUUGAUAUAGAAAAUUCUGUUCUACGUUGCCAUAAAAAAAUCGCAGAAUGUGCAACAUUUACUUGGACAAAUUUAUUGGUCGUUGUUGCCGAAUUAGAUGGAAAUGAAUCAGAAGCUUUAGAUCUUGUACCUCUGGUAACGAGCACUGUUCUCGAAGAGCAUCAAUUGAUAGUAGGAGUAGUAGUAGUCGUUGAUCCGGGAGUCGUUCCAAUCAAUAGUCGUGGAGAAAAGCAAAGAAUGCAUUUACGUGAUGGUUUCCUGGCUGAUCAACUUGAUCCUAUAUAUGUCGCGUACAACAUGUAAACUUCACUCUUUUUUUUUAAGGUUGGCAAUAAGCGUCUCUCUCAGUUUUGUUAACGUUAAUAUUUUUAACAUUUUCAGUCGUAUUUACUCAGAAUAUUAUUCAUAUAAUUCAUAAAAUAUUUAAUGGGAAUUUAUAAAGCAUUUAAAAUUUUGUUGCAAAUGAAACAAAACGAUUCCUUUAAAUAUACAGACAGCACCUAAACAUACGAGUCAUACAUAACAUUAGUUCUUUAGAUAUUUGAACUCCCUAUUCAAGGAAACAAACAUAUUUACUAGCAAGGUAGAAAGGAAUUAAGAUUAAUUUUUGCAUUUUGGAAAAUUCUGAAUUAUAAGUUAUUGUAAACGCAUAAUUGCCAGUAUUUACUUCGUAAAGAGAAAAAUGAAAUCUCAAAUUCCAUUUGUUUUAAUUACCUAAUUGUUACAGUUUCGAAAGUCCAAGUACAUAGUAACAGCGUUUAAGUAAUAAUUAUUAUGUCUAUGUAACGAAGAUAGUCAAAUACUUUCAGAAAAUAAAACAUUUGAACUUAAAAUAAGUCGUUUUA